CGAAAAUGUCUAAAAGACUUCAUAUUUUUACUUCCCCUCUCUACAAUAAAUCUACCCAAAGAAAUCGAAAAAUAAAGAGAAAAAAUCCCAAGAAAAAGAAAGAUCAAAGAUCAAAGACCUUUGAUUUUGAUUUUGAUUUGUUUUAUUUUUUUACGAUAUGUUGGAGAAGAUCGGAUUGCCUGCAAAGCCUUCAUUGAGAGGGAAUAAUUGGGUAGUUGAUGCUUCUCAUUGCCAAGGAUGUUCUUCUCAGUUCACUUUCAUCAAUCGCAAGCAUCACUGCCGACGAUGUGGGGGCCUAUUUUGCGGUUCCUGUACUCAGAAGAGAAUGGUUUUGCGUGGACAGGGUGAUUCGCCCGUUCGUAUCUGCGAACCUUGUAAAACGCUAGAAGAGGCCGCACGAUUUGAGCUGCGCCAUGGACACAAAAGUAGAGCUGGGAGAGGUAGUUCAAAACCGGCUGCUAAAAACGAGGAUGACAUUUUGAACCAGAUUCUUGGUGCCGACGUAAAGGAAUCCUCUUCAUUAAGAGUAACUUCCAACAAUGAUAUGACUCCUAGUGUUGCUCGGGCAAAUAGCAGUUCAUCGUCUUCCAGUGUUCAUGACAGGGGAGGAGAAAUACAUCGAAGUCAGUCUGUUGAUCAGCGUAUGCAGAAUGAUAUGGCAUCUUCGAGUCCUGAGGAACUGCGCCAGCAAGCAGUGGAGGAAAAAAGAAAGUAUAAGAUUCUAAAAGGAGAAGGGAAACCCGAGGAAGCUCUGAAAGCCUUUAAAAGAGGAAAAGAGCUAGAGAGGCAAGCUGAGUCUUUGGAGAUAUAUAUAAGAAAAAACCGUAAAAAAAGUUUGUCAUCUAGCAAUAUGUCCGAGACCCAGAACAAAGAUGCCGUCAGCAGAAAAAAUAAGGCCUCUACUCAAGUGGGUAAGGAUGACCUGGCAGCUGAACUCAGGGAACUCGGGUGGUCUGAUAUGGAUCCACAUAAUGAGGGUAAAGGAUCCGCAGCUAUGAGUUUGGAAGGUGAACUCUCCUCACUUCUCGGAGAAAUGCCGAAGAAAAGUGGCAAACAUGGCACAGACAAGACCGAGGUUGUUGCCAUUAAGAAAAAGGCUCUCAUGUUGAAGCGUGAGGGGAAGCUUGCAGAAGCAAAAGAAGAACUAAAGAGAGCUAAAGUCUUGGAGAAGCAACUCGAGGAACAAGAACUAUUGGCCGGAGCUGAUGAUUCGGAUGAUGAGCUAUCUGCUAUAAUUAAUAGCAUGGGUAAUGAUAAACAAGAUGAUAUGUUAGUUCAGUACGAGCAUACAGAAGGCUUUGACUUUGGUAAACUUUUGGGAACCGGUGAUGAUAUUGGCAUUGAUGAUAAUUUUGAAGUAACUGAUAACGAUAUGGAUGAUCCGGAAAUAGCUGCUGCUUUGAAAUCACUAGGUUGGGCCGAGGAUUCUAAUCCAAGUGAAGACAUUAUGCCUCGGUCUACUCCUGUUAACAGGGAGGCACUGUUAAAUGAAAUUCUUUCGUUAAAAAGAGAGGCCCUUAGUCAGAAGCGAGCUGGUAAUGUUGCGGAGGCAAUGGUGCAGUUAAAGAAGGCAAAGUUACUUGAGAAGGACCUUGAAAGCUACGAUUCUCAGGCUGGGAAUUUUACAGUUCAUCAAAAUGGUCCAACUCCUGAAUCUGCUGAUAUAUCAAAGAAGUCAGUUAAGUUGGGUGAUGACAAUGAUCUAAAACCUCCACGAAAGAGUAGAUUGGCUGUUCAGAAAGAGCUUUUGGGUUUGAAGAAGAAAGCCCUCGCUUUGAGAAGGGAAGGACGACUCGAUGAAGCGGAGGAAGAAUUGAAGAAAGGCAAGAUUCUCGAGCAGCAACUUGAAGAAAUGGACAACACUUCCAGCACAAAGGCUGCGCAGGUAACUUUGAAAGACGAGCACGAUAGUUUGUCAGAAACUCUUCCAGUUGAAGGAGAUGUUACAGAUCAAGACCUGCAUGAUCCGACGUAUCUUUCGAUCUUAAAGAACUUAGGUUGGAAUGAAAAUGAUGAUGAGCUUUCGAACUCUUUGCCAAAACAUUCUAAACAAAAGGAUUCUGAAAAAGUUAUUCAAUCUUCUUCGACUCAAUCUCCUCCAAUGAUCCCGGUUAAGGCAACGAGAAGAACUAAAGCUGAAAUACAGAGGGAGUUAUUAGGCUUAAAAAGGAAAGCUCUUUCGCUUAGGCGCCAAGGAAAUACUGACGAGGCAGAGGAAGUGCUGGAAACAGCUAAAGCAUUAGAGGCUGAGAUUGCAGAAAUGGAAGCCCCACAGAAAGUGGUCGAACCAAAGUGGCCGAAUGAAAAAGGUGUUGUGGAAGAAGCAGAUGAAAAUGUUACGGAGAAUGAUAUGACUGAUCCAGCUAUGCUCUCAAUGCUAAAGAAUUUGGGUUGGAAAGGGGACGAAGUUGAACCGGUAACUAAGCACGAAAAGCAUUCCUCUGAGUCCUUGCAUUCUGGCUGUCCAUCUGUUAUUCAACCCUCUUUGGGUAUGUCUGCUUCGCCACCAAGAAGUAAAAGGGAAAUUGAAAGAGAACUUCUAAACUUGAAAAGAAAGGCUCUCACCCUUAGACGAAAUGGACAAGCCGAAGAGGCUGAGGACUUGUUGGAAAAGGCGAAGUUACUGGAAUCUGAACUGGCCGAAUUGGAAGCUCCGAAAGAAGAACUUGUUGCUGAUUUGUCCAAGGACAGUAAACCUACGAAUGCCGAAUCAUUUGCCAACCAUGAGAAGCAAGGGCUUUCGAAAAAUGAAGUGAAAGGUGAUUUUGUAUCCCACAUAUCUUCCCUUGCUAAAACUGAUGCUCCAUUGUCUUCCCUAGAUCUUAGAACCAACGAUGAAGGUACCGAUGCAAAAGGUAGGGUAGUGAAUAGAGAGCAGAAAACACAUGCGAUCGAUGCAAGUCUGGGUGAGGGAUUUGCUUCUGAGAACAACCAAGAUUCACUUAGGCAAGCAGUUUUGUCUCAUAAGAAGAAGGCACUUGCUUUGAAGAGAGACGGAAAAUUAGCAGAAGCUCGAGAAGAACUUCGGCUAGCAAAACUGUUGGAGAAGAGCCCGACAGAAGACGGCACUCCACCAAAAGCCGACACAAAUGAUGGCUCAAUAUCUGCAUCCUCUUUCCCUUCUGAUGCGACAAAAGAGAAGGCUGCAUCAACUUUGGCUCCAAAACCACUGUCUGGACGUGAUCGCUUCAAGCUGCAACAAGAAUCCCUUAGUCAUAAGCGCCAAGCUUUGAAACUCCGAAGAGAAGGUAAGCUUCAAGAAGCAGAAGCUGAGUUUGAAAUAGCCAAGUCUCUUGAGGCACAGUUGGAAGAAUCAUCUGGUCAGGAUUCAACAAACACCGGGGGAGGAAAAGCAGACGAUGUAGCUGUUGAGGAUCUUCUCGAUCCUCAACUUUUAUCUGCCCUGAAAGCUAUUGGAUUAGAUGGUUCUAGUACGAUCGAACAUAGCCCUCAAAGACCAGAACCUGUAAAACACCACAUCGCAAAAACUGACAAUGUCAACCAAGAGAGAAUCCUGUUGGAAGAGCGGAUCAAAGCUGAAAAGGUCAAGGCAGUCAACUUAAAAAGGUCAGGGAAACAAACUGAGGCUUUAGAUGCACUUAGAAAGGCCAAAAUGCUAGAGAAAAAGCUAAAUUCCUUGUCUUAAUAAAAUACUAAAAUCAUAUAAAUUUCCAUUUUCAGCUAGGAAAAUGAUUUGAGGUACAUAAUAUUUGUGGCUACCAUGUGAAAAAUGAUUUAUUUCCAUCUUAAGCAUAUGUAUACUAAAUUUUUAAUCAUUGAUUCUUAGGUGGAAAAUGCUCUUCAUUUCAUACCAUUUGCAAUAAAAGAUUGAACAUGAUGAUUUAUAAA
This is a messenger RNA of Gossypium raimondii (Peruvian cotton), 3849 nucleotides long. RefSeq lists its product as uncharacterized. The transcript has 3 exons. Gene Ontology annotation, molecular function: metal ion binding; protein binding. The record is from RefSeq and is a predicted model, not a curated record. Bases 158 to 3646 code for a protein of 1162 amino acids. NCBI's taxonomy places the organism in Eukaryota, Viridiplantae, Streptophyta, Magnoliopsida, Malvales, Malvaceae.